AUGAGUGAAGAGAAGAACAAUGCUUGCGACUUGAUGUUGGAUCGCUUAGCGCAGAAUGUGUCGCGGAAUCCUGCAAAACGAGCCGUUGCAUUCUUGGCCGGGGGGCGCAACGGAGGGAGUCUCCAAAAAGAGUUGACUUAUCAAGAACUGGAGACCGAAACAACGAAAGUAGCGAAACAUCUUAUUGGGAAGGGUAUCGAAAAAGGAGAAUGCGUGGUGUUAGUCUAUCCUCCGUCACUGGACUUUAUGAUAGCAUUUCUGGCGUGUCUCAAGGCCAAUGUCGUGGCGGUACCUGUGUUCCCGCCAAAUCCCCUCCGUCGCGAUACCUUGGCGAUGUUUGCCAACAUUGUACAAGGAUGUGGUGCCAAACACGCCUUGACGAAUACCGAAUACAACCACGCCAAAAAAAUGGCCGGCAUCCGUGACGUUUUUACAAAGUUUCAACGUCCGACCUCGGGGUGGCCAGAUGACUUGGAUUGGACUACAACGGACACUCUCAAAGAGCCGAGAAAUUCUGUCAACUUGCCGCAACCCCCUAGCGACCGAUCGCAAGUCGCCUUUUUACAGUACACAAGUGGAUCGACCAGCGAACCCAAAGGUGUAAUGAUUACGCACGGCAAUCUUGCUCACAAUCUGACCAUCAUUACUAACGAUUCUCAAGCCAAAGAUGAUACAGUUGUCGUAUCUUGGCUUCCCCAGUAUCACGAUAUGGGCUUGAUUGGUUCGUACCUUGGCGUCUUGUUUUGUGGUGGGACGGGGUACUAUCUGUCACCCCUCUCCUUCCUACAACGACCCAUGGUCUGGAUAGAGGCAGUUUCCCGGUAUCGGGCCACCCACUUACAAGCUCCCAACUUCGCGUUUAAGUUGACUGCGCGCAAAUUCAGUAUCGAUGCCUCGAACACUGAACUUGACUUGUCCAGUGUCCGGCAUGUCAUCAACGCCGCCGAACCAGUUGAUGAAGAGUCUAUCGAUAACUUCUACAGGAUUUUCGGCAAGUACGGAUUUGCAAACGUUAUUUAUCCCACCUACGGUUUAGCAGAACAUACUGUCUUUGUAUGCUCGGGUGGCAAACAACGCCUCACUGUGGACAAAGCCAAACUCGAAAUUGAUGCCAAAGUUGUUAUUUUAGAGGACGACGAUCACCAAAGCACUGAUAUCAAGGCUGUUUCCAAGCUUAUUGGCUGCGGCUUCCCUUCUCGUCAAAACGUUGACGUUCAAAUAGUGGACCCAGAAAGUUGCAAAGCUUUGGCUGGAAACUUGGUCGGUGAGAUCUGGAUUCGUUCGCCUAGCAAAGCAGCCGGCUAUUUCAACAAGCCGAAAGAGACAAAAGAAGAUUUUCACGCGGGUCUUGUCAGUGACGACGGUAGCAGCAUUGGCAACGCGGUAGGUGGUUACCUGCGCACUGGAGACCUUGGCUUUCUACACAAACAUGAGCUUUUUAUUUGUGGUAGGCUGAAAGAUCUCAUUAUCGUCGGUGGCCGGAAUUACUACCCACAGGAUAUAGAGGCGACAGCUGAGGCUUCGUCGGAUCUAGUGCGACUAGGGUGCUCUGCUGCUUUUACAAUCGAUCCAACCCAUGAAGGUGGCGAGGAGGUUGCGCUUGUUAUGGAACUCAAAGAAGCGCCAUCUUUGAAAGCUACUCAGACAGUUUGUGAAUCACUGGCGAACCAGAUCAAGUCCGCUAUCAAUCAAGAACACUCCUUAGGACUGACAGAUAUUGUGUUUUUGCACCCGCGCACGGUUCCGAAGACGAGCAGUGGGAAGAUUGCACGGUCCUGGUGCCGAAAGGGAUUCAUCGCAGGAUCAUUAAAGAUAAUCUUUCGCAAAUCAUUCAAGAGUCAAUCAUUUUCACUGGAGAUGGAGGAGACAACAUUUGACACUCCUACGCCUCGUCCGGUGUCUUCGGAUCAAUCAAGUAAAAUUCGAAGCAUGGACAAGAAAGAGAUUCUCGCCAAGCUUUCGACCGAUAUCUCUCGAGUCGCAUCUAUUUCUCCCGAUGCGUUGGACAAAAGCGCAGCUCUCAUAUCCAUGCUCGACAGUCUUUCGCUCUCUCAAUUCAAAGUGGAAGUGGUAAAAUUAGGUUACGCGCCUGAUGACGAAGCAAAUACUACCCCUGCAACCUCUGCGUCAAACGGAGCCAUUUCAACGCCUGGUCAAGCUAAAGGCAUUGCUGGGGUUUUGGGCUGUCCACCCGGAGUGGUGUGUACAAUACUCUAG
Phaeodactylum tricornutum CCAP 1055/1 is the source of this 2217-nucleotide messenger RNA. RefSeq lists its product with no specific name. The record is from RefSeq and is a predicted model, not a curated record. NCBI's taxonomy places the organism in Eukaryota, Bacillariophyta, Bacillariophyceae, Surirellales, Neidiaceae. The transcript has 3 exons. The coding region runs from base 1 to 2217 and encodes 738 amino acids. Gene Ontology annotation, biological process: lipid biosynthetic process.